AUGGCAGGUGUUUUACCGAAAAAAAUAUCUGAAAUCGACGAAGAUAUUAAAAAUGCGUUAAUUACUGCCAUUGUCCUCACCAAAACUACGCCGAAUAGCUUUCUCAAACGCGGCUCACCCGAGUAUCGUGGCGUUAUAUCGUUUACGUUACGCGACUCAAAACGGCACAUCAUCAAUUGCAAAGUUUGGGGCACCAAAGAGCAAGUCGCCGAAUAUAAUCGCAAAGUGAAAAUUUACGACGUAAUCGAUGUCAUCGCACCGAGUGUUGUGCCCACAUUAAUAUAUGAAAAAUCCACGUUGGCGAACAAUGUACGUUUUCAGCCCCUACCUACAGUGCCAUUUACAUUGGUGUUGAACGAUGGGCAGGGACGAUUGGACAAACACGACUAUCGAGACAUGAACGCCUUAUGUGAUUUACAUAAUUUACGCCGCGUCCCACACAAGCCACUCUGUAGUGCACUCAAAUUGCAGGAUGUACGUUGCAGCAUGAAAGAAAAUAAUUCAGAGCAAUUUGUCGAUUUGCUGGUUUUGGUGGCUGCCCACCGACCUAUCAAGGAGGUGCGCAGUAAACGUAGUGGUGAAGUUCUACACUGUCUUGAAUUAAUUGUCAUUGAUGGCAGCUACGCUGAUGGUGUUGUGCUGAGUAUUUGCCAGUCAGAUUGGAUACAGCGCGCACAGCAAUAUUGGGAAAGUAUGCGCACAGUUUUACAUUUGAUAGAGGUGAAGUUGGGUUAUUCAGAAUUUUACAAAAGUACAACGUUAUCCUUUACCGGACGCACAUUGGCCUAUGAGAAUCCAAUAGGGGAAGAAGUGGAUGCAUUAAUGAAGUUUGCGGAGACUGCGUCCAGCAAGUCUUGGGAUUCGUUGGCCUUCACAAUUAAUAAUAUGCCGGAUGGCAAUCAAAUUACAACACAAAUGACUGUAAAGCAGGUGUAUGCUCGCGCAGAGGGACACCUCAAAGAUGAUACAGAGCAAUUCACAGCCGUUCUUUAUGCUAUGCUAACUCAUUUUGAUUUUGAUGGCACGGGACAGGUCUUAAGCCGCAGAUGCAAAUCCUGUACGGCUUUACUUACGCGCAAUCAAACCAUUUGUCAAUCAACACGAUGCCAAUUGGCCUUUUCACUUAACCACGACGGUGAGAAAUUCGAAUAUUUCUUCAAUAUAAACGUGCAGUUCAGCGAUCACACUGGCACUUUGUUAGAAGCACGUCUUUCUGGUGCUAUAGCCGAACGUGUGCUGUUACUUACGGCGCAGGAGUAUCAAACUUUAGGUGACCAGCAAAAGGAAGAAUACAAAUGGAAAUACCUAAUGAAUCACUUUGAGGUGAAGCUAAUUGUGCGAAAAGCGAGUGCUGUGCGACGGCAAAUGAGUGUGCUCGUGGUGGAUAUGAAAGCUGUGGAAAUACCGGAAUUAGCAGCAAAGAUGUGCGUAUUUUAAUAUCAUCCCACAUGUCGCACAUAAUACAUACAAGUAAAUAAAAUAUGAGUU
Anastrepha obliqua is the source of this 1488-nucleotide messenger RNA. RefSeq names its product protein hold'em (gene hdm). The record is from RefSeq and is a predicted model, not a curated record. The transcript is spliced from 3 exons. NCBI's taxonomy places the organism in Eukaryota, Metazoa, Arthropoda, Insecta, Diptera, Tephritidae. Gene Ontology annotation, biological process: resolution of meiotic recombination intermediates. Gene Ontology annotation, molecular function: single-stranded DNA binding; single-stranded DNA 3'-5' DNA exonuclease activity. Bases 1 to 1437 code for a protein of 478 amino acids.